UUUUGCCAUCGCCUUUUGCAGCAGUAGCGUCCGGAUUCGUUUAUCUGGCGAUCGCCAUUUAUGCUCGUACGUACGUGUGUAGUGUGGUGUGGUGUGGUGUGUACGCGCGCUCCCUGUCCGUGUGCCGUAUGCCGUUUUCGUUUUCGUUUUCGUUUUGCCAAAUGCUGCCUACCCUAUCUCUGCGUCCGAAUACUCGUAUGUAAAUACGAGUACUUUUUUACCAUUUUACCGUUUUUGCAUUUCGCACGUUCGUUUCUUCCUCAUUACUCGUUAGGUGUCCGGUAUUUGUCGCUGCAUUUUGCGAAAAAAGAAAAAAUCGUCCGCUCGCGUGUUCUUGUUAAGUUGUUACGAGUAUGUUCUGUUCUGUUCUGUUCUGUUCUUUUCUGUUCUUUUCUGUUCCGUUUUUUCCAACUUGGUUUUCUCGCAGUAUAAAUGUGUAAUUUGAUACUACGCGUAAUGCGUAUAUAGGUACUUGUAAGUUGUAUACACGCGUACAUAUACACGGUAUAGUUUGGCGGAAACGACGCGACGGACGUUUCUUACGCGAGUGUGUGCGUGUGCAGUGUGCACCGAGUGUACGCAUAAAUGCGUGUUUUUUUCAAUUAUAUUCUUCUUUUUCUUCUUCCGCUUUUCAUCGAGCAAAUCGACGGCGGAUUUUGGAGAUUUUUAUUCGGCGGCGGCGGCGGCGGUGGCAGCGGCAGUGGUCUUCUUAUUUGCAUUCGACGCGAUCCAAAAUACUGGUAUAGAAAAAAGAAGACGACUAUCCCUGGCGAGGAGAAUGCGAUGCGAUAGGUGCAGGCUACGAAUAGGCUUGUAAAACGGCGCGACGCUGCGACGCACCGCACCGCACCGCGCCGCCGUUGCCGUUGCCGUGGCUAAGCUAUUGUCUUAUCAUUAUGUUCACGUGGACGUGGACGUUUGUACAAUUAUGCUGCAUUUGUCUAUUUUCCAAUCAUCAUUUCACUAGCGGCGUUGGCGUUGCGAAUCAGCAGAAUCAGCAGAAUCAGCACCAGCUGCUGCUGCUACAACAACAACAACAACAACAGUACAGAAUGCCGAGGAUAACGGAGCAGCCGGCCGACACGGUAGUCGCCCGUCACGAACCGACUACGUUAAAUUGCAAAGCGGACGGUAUUCCAGAGCCGAGUAUAGAGUGGUAUAAAGACGGCGAAUUGAUCGCCACGGCAGGCGGCGGCGGCGGCGAGUCGCAUCGCGUUCUUUUACCAACCGGAUCGUUAUUUUUUCUAAGAGUCGUGCACGGCCGUAAGGAUUCCGAUCAAGGCACGUAUUGGUGUUUGGCGAGAAAUCAAGCCGGAUUCGUUCGCAGCAGAAACGCUACGCUGGAUGUGGCAAUUUUGCGCGACGAAUUUCGAAUUGAACCGAAAAAUAAGAAAGCUAUUCAAGGCGAGACUACGCUUCUGGAAUGCGGCCCGCCAAAAGGCCAUCCCGAACCUGUCAUUAGUUGGAAGAAAAACGGCCAAACAUUGGAUUUAGAUUCGAAUAAAAGGUAUCGUUUAGUGGACGGGACGAAUCUAGCCAUUCAAGAUGUGCGAAGAAUAGACGAGGGACGAUACCAAUGCGUCGCGAAUAAUGUGGUUGGUACGCGCGAAUCGGCCGCAGCUUUACUCACCGUUCACGUGAAACCUUACGUGAUCCGCGGACCUCAGGAUACGACGGUGAUGGCCGGCGGCAGCGUGAUUAUGGACUGCGAGGUCGGUGGCGACCCUUUGCCGGACGUGCUGUGGAGGCGAACGUCUGACGGCGGCAACAUGCCGUUGAAUCGCAUCAAGGUGCUGGAAGAUCGAGGAUUGAAAAUCGACCAGAUUUCCGCCCAAGACGAAGGAGUGUACACGUGCGAAGCCGACAACUCGGCCGGCGCUUUAUCCGUAUCAGCUCGGCUCACCGUGCAUUCUGUACCUGUGAUAACGUACCGUCCAAAGGAUGCGACUGUUGAUCAACACGGCCAGGUAGCGUUCAUGUGCGAAGCGGAAGGCAAUCCGCAUCCUCUUCUGUUUUGGUCCAUCGAGCCCAGUCGCACGCUUAUAUUUGCGGGUGAAACGCGCGACAACUUUAAAGCGACUUGGGCGCGAAACGGCCAAAUCACCUUGACCGGCGUUCAGAAUGCGGCGGCGGCGGCGAAUGAAAAUUUUCGCGACUCGGCGGCGGCGGUGGUGUGUUGCGCGGUAAAUGCGGUCGGCUCCGACAUAUGGCGCGCUCAUCUGUCCGUCAGGCUGGUAGACGACCGACCGCCGCCCGUCAUACUUUACGGUCCGGCCAACCAAACGUUGCCGCUCAAGUCUAUCGCCGUUUUACCGUGCAAAGCUGUCGGCUCGCCCGCGCCCGUCGUACGUUGGUACAAAAAUGGCCAAGCCUUGUCCACGACUGCGGCUGCGGAUCGCCGAAUCGACGUCUCCGAACAAGGAACGUUGCAAAUCAAAGAUCUGGAACGAAGCGAUAACGGAGUUUACGCGUGCGUCGCCAGUUCGCAAAACGGUCGAGCCGUUUGGAGCGCAAAUUUGCGGCUGGAAUCGCCGACAAAUCCGAAUAUAGGAUUUUUCCGAUCUCCCGAACCGUUAACGUAUCCGGGCCCGCCCACCAAGCCGAUAGUCGCCAACAGAACCGCCGACCAAGUUACCAUAGCGUGGAGUAGAAAUAAUAAGAUCGGCUCGUCUUCCUUACUCGGCUACCAGGUGGAAGCGUUCGCUCGCGAAUUUGCGGCGAACGAGUCGCUGGGCGCGAGUACGACGGCGACGGCGACGGCGACGGCGACGGCAAAUAACAGCGAUUGCACGUGGAUCACGUUGGCGACCAGAAUUUCGACGACCGCUUUCACCGUUGGCCAUCUGCAAAAAACCAAAAUGUACACGUUUUUGGUGCGUGCGGAAAAUUCGCACGGUCUGUCACCGCCCAGUCCUCUAUCAGAUCCGGUCACGUCGAAUACGAUGGCGGCGGCGGCGGCGGCGGCGGUGGCAGCGCCUGAAAAAAUUGUCGACCCGAUGGCCGCGUUUCAAGAGCGUCAAAUGCGCGAAGCGAAAGCCCUACUGCAAGCUACUCACUCGGCCGAACUAGUCGACGUUCAAGCCAUCAACUCUACAUCAGUCAAACUCACCUGGGAGAUAUUCAAUUCGGACGUCGUCGAAGGCUUCUACAUCUAUUCUCGAUGUGUAAAUAGUAAUUCGUCAUCGUCAGCGGCAGCGGCAGCGGCAGCGGCGACCAACGUACUAAUAAUUGCCAACGUUCGUAAGGUGACCGGAUUCGUGGUAUCCGGCUUGCAAGCGUUCACCAAGUACGCUUUUUUUCUCAUCCCGUUCUACAAGCAUAUCGACGGACGGCCGUCCAAUUUGAAAGUUGUCGAAACGUUGGAAGACGUUCCAUCGGAGCCACCUCAGCAGAUGGAGGCCGUCUUGUUGAAUACGAGCGCUGUGUACUUGAAAUGGGCGCCGCCACCGGUGAAGGCGCAGAACGGCGUCAUCAAAGUAUAUCAGGUGAUAGUGAAAGAUGACAAUAAUUCGGUACUGAGUAACGUAACGGUGAACGCAUCCACGCCAUCUUUACUGCUGACUAAUCUGACUACUCGCGUCAGCUAUAGCGUUUCGGUGGCCGCAGCUACGUCCGUCGGUUACGGACCGUUCACCUUUCCCGCCAACUUGAGAUUAGAUCCGACUACCAUGUUAUUCAGCCAAUGGAAUCACAAAAAUGGCCUGCUGGAACCUAACAGCCUGGAUAUUAAAGAAGAAGACGUGUUGUCGAAAAUAUGGUUUUUCGUUAUUAUAUCGAGCGUCGCAUUGGCCAUGCUGUUGGUAUUGGUGGCCGUGUUUUUCCUCACCCGAAGGCUGUUGCUGUCCAAAGAGUCAAACUUUUUUGAAACGAGAUCGAACGGCGCAAUUCUAGGAACGCCUGUAAGUUUGAAAACGUCCGUCGGCGUCGGUCUACCUCAUCGGAUGUCGGCUUCGUUGCUGCCCCAUCUGAACAUGAAAAAAGACGACGCCUCGUUCUGGAUUGAUAAAACAAAGAAUGAAAAUUGCGUCAACGAAUCGUGUUCUUGGAGACAAUCAGAGUACAGCGGCGAGCAAGACUCGGCCAGUCAGUGCGCCGAUUACGCCGAAGUGACCGCCAACGUGGGCGCGGGCAUGGCCGAUUCUUUUAGGACUUUUGGCGAGGGAAAAACGAGCAGCACCGGCACCGGCACCGGCACCGGCACCGACGAAGCGUUGUCGCCGACGCCGUACGCUACCACCACGCUGCUGUCGCAAUCCAGAAUCGCGCUCCAAAAUGACGAGCUGCCUUACGCGUCGUCGUGUUGUUACCGGCCCAAUUGCCAUUCCGAGACGUAUUACUUCAUCGACCGAGACUACGUAAACUACAACGGUAGUGUCAGAGGAAUACCGUCGUCGGUCGUAUUAAGCGCGUGUGGUCGUAAAACCAUGUCCGAAAUCGGCCGCACGCCGCAGCCGCAUAAUCAAAGUCCGCCGUUACCAUCCAAUCCGCCGCCCAAUGGUAAUACGCUUCGAAAACAGCGUGAAAGUAAUUAUCUUAACUUUCAGAAUGCCAGAUGCGUAUCGAAUUCGAGUCGCUCGGGCGCCAGCGUCGGUGCCAAUCACCGUGCGGUGUAUACUAGGUGCUUUAGUAAAGACUGCCAAGAAACGCAUCAUUCCAAACAAACGACGUCCGCAGCGGCAGCGGCAGCGGCAGCGGCGAGCGACUUUGCUCAGAGAUGCAGCCCGCAUCUUUACCCCAUCAGUAAUCAGUGGAGGAUGAAACAGACAAUCAACACGGAUCACAAUACGACGACGAGUGGUAGCAGUUCCUCGGCCGGUAGUAGCAGUAGUCAUUCGAGUUGCUCUCAGUGCCAACAGCCUAUUUACCGCAGUUCCGGCAACACUGGCAACAGCCGCAGCCAAUCCUCGUCCAAUAUUUUAGCAACUGCCCAUUCGUCGUAGAGCGUUUCCGUUUACCUACUGCGUCGCGUCGCGUCGCGUCUCACUGCCGCCGCCGUAAUACGAGUGCCAUAUCUAUCUACCUACCUACCUACCUACCUACCCAUCCUCCCCUAUUAUAUACCUGACUUGUUGACUUGAUCAUUUUCUCUGUUCUAAAAAUUGCAAAAAUUUCUACUUUUAAUUAUUUCUUGGCAAAAGUUUCGUUUCUCGUUUCCUCGUACAGCGCAAGUACGAGUACCUAUCUAUAUGUAUUGGUACUGAAUAGUAAAAAUACAUGGGUACGAAGAUACUCGUAUAGAUGCGAGUCGCGUGUACAGCAGCAGCAGCAGCAGCAGCUCAUCGCCUCUUCCACGCACCACAUCUUACCUACAUUAUUGUUGUAGGUACAUAGGUAGAGAGGCUAUCCACCCACCCACCAACCAACCAACCUACCUACCUGUCUGUCUACUUUUUAAUUACGAAUAUCUUGGGAUAUGGUAAUCGUAGGUAUUCGUAUUGUAGGCCUAUAUAUUGCCUCCUUUUGCCUUCCUUUCGAAUCACCAAGUUAUGAUUCAUGUGAUACCUAAAAAUUUGUUGUCUAUUUUUAUUUUUAUUAAUCUAUUUACGUAUUUAUUUAUUAAUUUAUUUAUACCUACGUAUUCAUUUUUUUGUACGGUACGUACCUCUACCUAUAUCACUCUAUCUACUAUCUACGGGUAGAAAUUUAGUUUUUUUUUAAAUACUCGCUCGUCCUCGUUUGUAAUUACGUAAUGUGUAUGUACUUACUACAUAUUACGUAGUACGUAGCUACGUACCUCUACAAAAGUGCAUACUCGUACUCGAUGGUUUUAUCAGAAAUUUUUGGUGAAUGUUACCUUCCUUUGUUACUUAAAAUAGGUAUUCCCUUUUUUAUUUACGAGUACAUAUAUAUUUAUUACGGAUAUUAUUAUUACGACUACGAGUAUCGCAUUAUUCUUAUCAAGUACGAGUACUACGCCGAGUACCGGUAAUCUUUUUUUUCCCCUUUAAUUUUAUUCAUUUUGUCGGCGAUAAUCGAAUAGGCACGUAGAUGUACCUACCUACUAUACGUACCUACAAAUAUGUGUCUAUUUUUGAUGUUAAGGCAUCAGCCGAACCACGCAAUAGUGAGUAGGCAUACUACGAGUAUAUACUUAGGUAAAGGUAUAGGUAUACUUAGUCUACAUAUUUGUAUCACGUACAUAAAUGUACAUACGAAGAUCUGGUACCUACAUUGCGAUAUGCGGAUUCGACACACUUGACACUAGUGAAUUGCAGAUGUGCAGACACCUAUACCUAGACCUACAGGGUGCCCAGAAAUAUCGAGCACCCCCUAAGUAAGUUUUUCAUUAAAAAUAUACGCGUAGGUUGGCAACGUGAAAUAGAUGCGUAUGAUUGGUGGAAUCAUGGAAUGUUAUCUCUGCAGUCCAACAACCAAUCGUGCGCUAUCAUUAUUACUCGUACUCGUAUCAUUCACUGUGACCAACCAAAGUAUUGUAGUAGAAAACUUUUUUAGGGGUGCUCGAUAUUUUCUGGGCACCCUGUAUACCUACCUAGCAACCUACUUACAUAGCGUGUCCGCUGCAAGCGCACCAGUAAAGCACUGCCAAUUUUCAACUGCGCGGCGCCGGGCGGCGGCCAACUAGUCAAGUACCACCGAUAGCAUAAUACCUACGAGUACUCGUAAGUACGAGAAGGUACAAAUACGGCACUGUAGUGAGGAAGUACCUCUACGUCUACGUCUAGUCUUCCCCAAGUCAACAUAUUGCGCUUCAGUUAUACGUAUGUAGGUAGGCUACUACGCUCUUCUUUUUUCGUUAAGUAUAAUAUCGUAGUAGUUUAUUCAACGUAAAAGUGAUUUUCGACGAAUUUUGAGGUUUACUAGGUACUGCCCGAGCCAAGUGAGGAAAUAAUUCAAAAUCUACUCGUCGAAAAUCACUCUUACUCUCGGAUUGAAUAAUACGUACUCGUACCUACUCGUAUUAAUAUAUUUUAAUUUCAUAUGAUCGGAAAAUGAGUAGUUUCCUAGACAGUUUUGUGGUUGGAAAAUACAUCUUUAACGCAGCUAUCAAAACAAGUGCGGAAAGUAGUUACUUUCCUCCCUAGGGAGAGGGAGGAAAGUGACUGUUUUCCGCAUAUGUUUACAAAUUCAAAAUUAACAAUUUUUUUAAGUUUCAGCAUUUAUUUUCCUCUCAUAUGAAAUUAAAAUAGUAUACGCGACAGCCGACAGGAUUGGACAGUAACGCGAUAAACUUGUGCCUGUGCGAUUCAAGUCGCUCGGCUUCGCCUCGCUCCUUAAACUUCGCACUCGUUAAUCGCAUACUUUCCGCUCCUGUCACGUAAUGUACUAUUUCGUUAUGAGGGAGAAAAACCGGUGAAACAGUUUUGCGCACAAUUGCUAGUUUUGCGCACAAGUUAGGAUUGCGCACAUUGCCCUGUGACUCUUAUCAAUAAAUGAAAAAUUAUCAGCUCUAGGUACUUACUGUUUCCCUUCAUUUUUAUCAUCAAUCACCUAGUCAAUUUUUCUUCAAAAAUUUUAUUGAUUGUGAUGAAAAUUUUGACAUUUUUUAAAUUGUUUCACCAAGAAACCCAGUAUUUUAGAGAAAAAUUGAGGAACCUACAAAAAUACGUAAGUAAGUUGGUAAAGAGAAAUGAAAAUAUUUUUGAUUCUCCUCAUUUUUCUCCCUGGACCAUUACUUUCGGCAGAAAAUCGUAGUUUUCUGAUGAAAAUGUGGAUAAAAUGAUUUCAAAUCCUUCAUCUGCAAUAAUAAUUUAAAUUGAAUUUUAAAAUUUUUGUCUGAAUAUCUCUAAAGCAACGUUGUGCGCAUUCCUUACAAUGCAAUUCCCAUUAACCAGCAUCAUGUGCGCUUUCCUAUUACAGCCAGAAAAACGCCGGUAAGGUGUUAACUUCCAAAAAUCAGAAGCGACAGCAAAAGUAGCACUUUUUCUCCCUAAAUAACGAAAAGAAACAUUUUUAACGACAUUUUUGGCAUACCUAACCAUCGAGUUUCUCGUCGGCGAGCAAAUUUUUUACAUAUUAGGCCUCCUAGAUCACGAAAAAAUGACGAAUUUGCUUCGGCGCAUUUUUGCGAGCGUAGCGUACCUACUCGUAUAAUGUUUUUAAUAAUCCUCCUACUUUCAGAACCCACAUAUCAACUGCUCUACCCUCCCCUCCCCUCCCCUCCCCUCCACCCCGAAAAAUAGUUUGGCCCCGUCUCCAAAGCGAGGAAUGCGAGUACCUGUGUACUCGUAUUUUUUCCAUUCCACUCUUUGUAAGCGUGUGUACCAGUAGGUACUUAAUAUCAGCCUAGCACACGCGAGUAUGUACGCAGGCCGGUACACCUAAACAAGACGUACUCGGUACUCGUAUAGCCAUUGCAGAUGUACAUAAUUAUGUAUGUAGGUACCUAGACAUAUGUGUAGCCGUGUAGGUGUAUGUAUGUAUGUAUGUAACCUGCCUACAUCGGAGGCCACCUUUUAAUAAGCGAUUUUUUAAGCUGUAACAUGAUCGAAUAAUUGUUAUAGCUGUGAUAACGAUAAGUAUAUUUACAUUUACAUGACGUACUCGUAUCUAUGUAACUUGAUUAAUAAUUUACGUGUUUAACGUGUAUACGUAUACCUUUGUUGAAUCGUAACACAAAUAUCUGAGAGACUGACCGAACUCGUGUAAAUUAUAGAUAUAAUACGUAUAUUUAUUAUUUUUUUAAUUAAAGUUUGCGAUUUUUA
This is a messenger RNA of Planococcus citri (citrus mealybug), 8663 nucleotides long. RefSeq names its product protein sax-3-like. The transcript is spliced from 17 exons. Lineage: Eukaryota; Metazoa; Arthropoda; Insecta; Hemiptera; Pseudococcidae. Gene Ontology annotation, molecular function: protein binding. The record is from RefSeq and is a predicted model, not a curated record. The coding region runs from base 897 to 4940 and encodes 1347 amino acids. Gene Ontology annotation, biological process: cell-cell adhesion.